CCUCCAUUUGGAGCGGGCGUUGCCUGUGGUGGAAAGUUUAAAAGCGAGUGUGUGUCCUGCUGUCCCUCGGCAGAAGCAUCAAUCAACAUGAUCCCCAUUGUGCUGGCCUCAGUGCUCAUUGCUAGCGCCCUUGGGUGCGGCACCCCACCCAUUGAGCCGAUGAAUUCCCGUGUGGUCAAUGGAGUCGAUGCCAAGCCCCACAGCUGGCCCUGGCAGAUCUCGCUGCAGUAUGAGAGGGACGGUGAAUGGAGGCACACUUGUGGGGGAUCUCUGAUUGCUGCCAACUGGGUCAUGACUGCUGCCCACUGCAUCAACACCAAGCUCUCCUACAGGGUGUUUGUGGGCAAACACAACCUGGUCGAGGAGGAGCCUGGCUCCAAGGCCAUCCUGCCCGAGAAGAUGAUUGUCCAUGAGAAAUGGAACUCCAUCUUCGUGGCCUUCGGAAACGACAUUGCUCUGAUCAAGCUGUCAGAGCCUGUGACUUUGAGUAACCAGGUGCAGCUGGCAUGCAUCCCUGCUGCUGGCGCUCUUCUCUCCAACCUGUACCCCUGCUACAUCACCGGAUGGGGCAGGCUGUACACUGGAGGCCCCAUCGCUGAUAAGCUGCAGCAGGCUCUGAUGCCUGUGGCUGAUCAUGCCACCUGCUCCAAGCCUGACUGGUGGGGUAUUGCUGUCAGGACCAGCAUGGUGUGUGCCGGCGGGGAUGGAAUCGUGGGUGGAUGCAACGGAGACUCUGGCGGCCCCCUUAACUGCAAGAACAGCCAGGGAGCCUGGGAGGUCCACGGCAUUGCCAGCUUCGUCUCCGGCCUUGGCUGCAACUACGUGAAGAAACCCACUGUCUUCACCCGCGUCUCUGCCUUCAACGACUGGAUCGACAAGGUUAUGAUGAACAACUAAAGAAGAUUAAGUUUCAAUAAAAAAUAAGACCCAGAAAA
This is a messenger RNA of Hippoglossus stenolepis (Pacific halibut), 935 nucleotides long. RefSeq names its product elastase 3 like (gene ela3l). NCBI's taxonomy places the organism in Eukaryota, Metazoa, Chordata, Actinopteri, Pleuronectiformes, Pleuronectidae. The transcript is spliced from 8 exons. Gene Ontology annotation, biological process: proteolysis. The record is from RefSeq and is a predicted model, not a curated record. Gene Ontology annotation, molecular function: serine-type endopeptidase activity. Bases 88 to 897 code for a protein of 269 amino acids.